This is a messenger RNA of Penicillium concentricum, 1800 nucleotides long. RefSeq names its product fungal specific transcription factor domain-containing protein. Bases 1 to 1800 code for a protein of 599 amino acids. Gene Ontology annotation, cellular component: nucleus. NCBI's taxonomy places the organism in Eukaryota, Fungi, Ascomycota, Eurotiomycetes, Eurotiales, Aspergillaceae. The transcript is spliced from 5 exons. The record is from RefSeq and is a predicted model, not a curated record.
AUGUUGGAACCCAUCCGGCCAACUCUCCCACCAAAUAGCCACCCAAAUACGGGGUAUCAAGGUUCUUCUUCUUUGGACUCACUACUGGGCAACGUGCGCCAGCAAACCAUGUUGUUUGGGGAUUUGGAGGCAGGUUCGACCCUGCUUUCGGUCGGGCGGGAUGAUGAGGGGCCAGCUUACUCUACGACUCAUUUCAUGAACAAUGCUUCGACAAUCGAGGGAGCACAAUUGUUGGAAACAUUUGCCAGCUCCAAGAUACAUAACAUCAUCGAGCGCUUUUUCUCUGACUGGAAGGGAAACGGACUCGAGUCGCAUGUCGGCGCGUUCCUCAUUCAGCCAUUCGCUGAUGCAGUCAUUAAAGAAUUUGUCACCCUGCAGCAUUCUCAAAAUUUUCGAUCAGAUCUGUUAGCCCUGUCCCAGCGUUUGUUUGAAAAUAGCAGCCGCGCUGUGGAUAUACAUCGUUUGAUGACCUUGCAGGGCUUUAUCGACCAGUAUACGGGUCCGAACCUUCGCUGGGAGACAAUGGGGGUAAUCCUCACACUUGUUGGUAUUGCCGCAACUGAGUUUCGUGCACCAUAUUCUCUGUACCGAACAGAACAAGAACGGCAGACUCUAAGGAUGAACCUGAUUCAAUUUGGAAACAAAUGUGCAAUAUUUUGCGAGGCAUUGGAUGUCCUCAACGACGUUCAUAUUCUCUUUCUAUAUCAGACGUUCCAGGUGCAGUCUGUUUUCUACGGAGACCAAAGUCUUAAAACGUGGCGUCGACUCAACGACGCAGCCUGUGCUCUACUCGCCGCUGGACUUCAUGAGAGCAUCCAAGAAGCACGCGAUAUGCCGUUCUUUCUGGUUGAAGUACGAAAACGUAUCUUUUCCCGCUUAUACAGUAUCGAUAUCAGCUUAGCGACAUUUCUCGGACGACCACCGCGCAUGAGCAAGAAAUUUUGCUGUAUCAACUUGCCCCUUGACAUCGACGAGAAAUGCUAUUCUAUGUCGGGCCCUACUCUUGAUAGAGAGCUGGAAAGGCUUGACCAGGCCGGAUGGAACUCGCAGGGUCACAUCCGGGCGAGCGCCGUUAUGCGAUGGUCAACUAUUACGGCAAUGAUUCGUGAAGAGACGUUGGAAUUGCUGCUGGGUGGGAACAUAUCUAAUAUGCAACGGCGAAUAAUUGACUUGCACCACGAGAUCAACGAGGCAUGGGAGAACCUUCCUUCCUUCCUAAGGGUGUCAUAUCACGAACUUUGGGAUAGCCAAAGGCCCCGCACAGAAAUGGAAUGCUUACAUAUGGUUCGAAUCUUAUAUCUACAGUCUGCAUUCUUGAUUGAAUGGGCAGCAUGGCGCCAUGGAAUCCAACAAUCGAGCCUAUUUCGAUCUGCGUUGGAUCUUAUUUGCUCGGUCAAUGAUGCCUUGAUCCGACGGGACCAAUUACCAAACCUUGGCUUUAUAUCUCUAGCCUGGAGAGUGGCAUCAUGCGCUCUCCCAGCGGCCGGGGCCCUCGCAUUAUAUCUUCUACAGCCCUCGUCCCGAUGUCGGUACAAGGAUCUAGACCCACCGUCUCGACGACGGGUAAUCGAGAAUCUCUCUGUUCUGAUUGCGCACAUGGAUAUUUUGCAUAGCCCCAAUGACGGCAAUUUCAAAUUGUUUUCUCAGGCCAAGCGCUCUCUCCAGUCUGUUGUGGACAUGCUAUUGCAGCCAAUGAAUCCAAUUGCAAUGGAGGCGUCAUCUACACACCUGAACACUGAGCUGCCAUCAGCUGAUUGGAUGGUGCCUGAUUAUUGUGGAUUUGAUGGUGAUUUCUGGUAA